AUGGAGGGUGACAUCACUGAAAAAAGGGCAAAUUGGAUCACCAAGAUCCUAGAAUAUGAUGUUGAUAUCAAGCCAACAAAGCUCGUUCAUGGGAGAGGCCUAUGUGAAUAUAUAGUGCAACAAUGUGAGCCCCACAAUGAUGAAGUGGCCACAGAGGAAACAAUUACGCUUCUGCUUGAUCUUCCAAAUGACAGCUGGAUUAAAAAGAGAAAGCAAUUUAUAAAGGUCGGGAUUUUUCCCGAGGAUCUUCCCUCGGCUAAGAGGAGAUUUUACAGACUCCAAAAUAACGGUUUUCGCUUAAUAGAUGAAACUCUUUUCAAAAGAAAUUUUGAUGGAGUCCUUCUCCGUUGCGUAGACCAGAGCCAAGCUAAUAAAAUCUUACAUGAGGUCCACAACGGCUCCUCAGAAGGCCAUUUCUUUACACCCACAAGCACCAUCAAGAUUACUCAAGCCGGGUAUUUUUGGCCGUCCAUGUUCAAGGACACACACAAUUUGGUGAGGGGAUGCAAGGAAUGCCAGUAUUACACGGGAAGGAGCAAGAAAGCUACAAUGCCACUCAGGCCCAUGUCAGUGGAAGAGCCUUUCGCUCAAUGGGGCCUUGAUUUUAUCGGAAUGAUCAACCCCCGAGUUCAGCCAGACAUAAGUGGAUCCUGA
Cryptomeria japonica (Japanese cedar) is the source of this 654-nucleotide messenger RNA. RefSeq lists its product as uncharacterized. Lineage: Eukaryota; Viridiplantae; Streptophyta; Pinopsida; Cupressales; Cupressaceae. The transcript has a single exon. The record is from RefSeq and is a predicted model, not a curated record. Bases 1 to 654 code for a protein of 217 amino acids.